UGGUUGUAAAAGCGUCUGCGUUCGAGACGUGUGUCGCGUUGCUUUCGUGACUCCUGUGCGUUCGCAGUAAUAGUUAAUUUUCAUUUUCAUUACAAAAAAUAGCGAUUAAGACUAAGCUAUGUAAUAAAAAUCAGUGUAUAGAUAUAACAUUUCGAUGUUAAUGUAAUGUACUAGUGAAUUUUUAUACAUAAACAAACAAAAACAUUGUGUUUUUAAAUUUUUGGGGUGAGCAAAACGAGUUACUUUCGACCGUAUCCGUGAAGGGAAAAUUAAACAGCUGUUUGAGCAUAGUAUGCUUCGUAUUGUCCCGGCUGUGGUGAAGUACCUCGCCGGUUAUGGGGCAGCUGUUGAUUUCCCUGUAAUGACAUCGUAACACAACCAAUGCGAGAGGCUGCGUCCACGACGAUAACUCUCGCAUACAAUUAACGUUAUCGCAUAGUGCCGUACUGAUAACUUAAUAAUCAAACGCAAGUCGCGCGGGUUGCACGUAUUCGUCGGCGCCCCAGUGUUAGUGUCGGUGAUUUUGAAAAUCGAAUGUGCAUUUAAAAAUGCGUGUCGGUAAUCUGUGGUCAGGCCUGGCUGUCAGCUGGGUAGUGACGUUUGUUCAGUGUCAUACGGCGGCAAGUGAAUUGGAAUCAACGAGAUACGGCCCAGCCGAAGAGAGAUUUGGUAGUGAUACAUAUACCAUAGCGAAUAUCAAUAUAACAUAUGAAGAUGAGCAUGGCGAAAUGUUUACAGACACAUCCGAGGUGAGAAAGAAACACUACGUACUACACUAUUCCUCCGGGAAGUAUGGCGAGGGGAUAGUCAGCAAUGCCCAUGGCGUAGCCGUGCACGUUCGUGGUAGGGGUCCACAGGGGGCCCAUGACCACACGGGUUGCCAGCUGCCCCUAAUCUCGACGGCUGCUCCUACGCGUCCGCUCCCAACUGAGCCUUGGAUCGCCGUCAUACGCCGAGGCAGUUGCAAUUUUGAGAUCAAGGUGCAGAACGCUUGGAAGGCGAAUGCGUCGGCGGUUCUCAUAUAUAACGACAGAGACACACCGAUGUUAGAAAAAAUGAAAUUAUCCACUGACAAUGGGCGUGAGUACGGAUUCCUUACAUCUAGUAACAUAAGCGCUAUAUUUACAUACAAGUGGAAAGGGGCGGAAAUCACUCGGCUGGUGGACAAUGGAACUCGAGUUAUGAUCGCCAUCGUGCGAGGCCAAACUUUUACACAUAUCAAUAAUAAUAUUAAUAAGACUUCAGUGCUUUUCGUCUCGAUCUCAUUUAUCGUGCUGAUGGUAAUCUCCUUAGCGUGGCUGGUCUUCUACUACAUACAACGCUUCAGAUAUAUACACGCUAAAGACAGAUUAUCGAAGCGACUUUGCUGCGCCGCGAAAAAGGCUCUGUCGAAAAUACCAGUUAAAAGCCUGAAGACUGAGGACCGGGAAGUGCAGGGCGACGGUGAGUGCUGCGCCAUCUGUAUAGAGCCUUACAAAGUGUCGGAAACGUUAAGAUCUCUUCCUUGUAGACACGACUUCCACAAGAACUGCAUCGAUCCGUGGCUACUGGAACACCGCACUUGCCCCAUGUGCAAGAUGGACAUACUCAAGUAUUACGGCUUUGUAUUCACGGGCAGUCAAGAGAGUAUUCUGCAGUUGGACGUUGAGGAAGCCAGGAGUCGCGCGCUCAGUCCCGCGAUGUCGCCCGCACGGAACAGACAUCCGCUCACAUUGCUAACAUCCGACAAUUCGUACGGUGAAGCUCACAGCGAGCGCAGUAGCCGCGCCUCUUCGCCUGACCAUCUCGUUCCGCCACACGGACAUAGGUCGAAUGAAGAGUCAUCAAGCGAAGAACAGGAAGGCUGUUCGCAAGAAGAGCCGAACCCCGGCACUAGCGAUGCCUGAGACAUCGCCUCAAGUAGUCCCAGACCACAUUUGAGAUCUCUUAGACCGCCAUGAUUUGGACAGUUCCAUGGAUUAAGGUUAUUAGCGAUGUCCCAUUCGUAGCCUAAACAUUGGGGUGUCUAAGCGGAGAUCUCAGAUUGUGGUCGAAGGCUUCCCCGUGCCAAAUCCCCCUCCCCUCGCAAUCCCGAAUGGCUGGAACUGAAUGCGAAGUGGAGUGAAUCUACCAUUGGAAUCACUGUGUGGAACUGAGCAACGCGACAUCUAUUGCGAUAAAAACACGAUUUUGUGAAAUUAACGGAAAGCGACGAGUCGAAUCCGUAUUUUGCAAAAUUGGUUCCAGUUGGACGUAAUUGUUAUAUAAAUAUCAAUAGCGGUCGAUGGUUGUGAAAUACGGAAUUAGUGUUUUAUAUGGAAAGUAAAGUUCAUAUCCUUUUGUACGAAAAAUGUUUUUCGGUGUCUGCUAAAAAUCGAUUUAAAUGCAAAAUGAACUGACAGCUGAGAGAGAUCUAUAGAAACAUUUUCUGAGACACUGAGGCAAUUAUAUGCAGUUUAAAUGUUUACUUCUAAGCUAUUAUACUUUAUAAAUGAAUUUAUUUUAGAUUUUAUCUUCUAUUAUACAACUAUUUUUCAUUAUUUAUCUCUAAGAACAGACCCGAGUUGAUUUUAAGCCGAAACGACUGCAGUAAUUACGAAUGGUUGGUUAAUAGAACCCGGGUUAACAAUGACUUGCAAUAAAAAAUAUUCUUUAUCUCUAUCUUUAUGUAUUGUAGUGUAAAGGACAGCAAUAUUAUUUACACGUGUUUUCAUCAAGUCCCAUAUCGCUAGGCCCAUCUGCAUAUAAUUGUCUAGAUACGCUAGUUUCCGUGUGUUCAUUUUAUUUAAGGUUAAUACUCAAAAAGGCAAAAAAAAUCCAGUGAUAAGAGUGGUGGAUGACAAGUGAUAUUUUAUAAGGACUAUUUAGUUAUAGUGAUAUAAACCGCGACUCCGCCUAGGCAACUGGUACCAAAUGGAUCAAAAAUUAGAUUGACCAAUUUUCUGACCUUAAAAUAUAUUUAAGUAGAAUCUAAGGUCAGCAUCAUUUCAAUAUUUAGCCAUAUUUUGUUUGGUUGAUCUCACUCUAUCCACUUAAUCGGGAAGACUUAAAAUGCGUGCGUGCAUUAUAAGAAAAUAAUCUUGUCUUACGAAACAACUGUACAUAUAUCAAUCAGCCCGUAUCUUUAGAUUCGAAUUUGGAUUGAAUCUUAUCUUGUAUUUAGUUAUGAUUUUUUUGACUGUUUAAAAAUUACUCGAUAUAAUCAAUCCCUACGUAAUGAAUUAUGUACAGUUGUUUUAAAAAGAUACAAAAUAUACUUAGGAAGGACAGAAUUGACAGUUGAAUGACAGCUGUCAGUUAAGACGUUGAAGCAAGACGGUGUUGCAUUUUUCAAAUGUUAAUUCUAACCUUCUAAUAGAUUUCAUAAUUCGUUUUAAACCUUUUCAAUGAUACUGACUUGGACAGCGUCCAAGUCGUGAUUACCGCUUAGAAAUUUGCUCGAUUGUGAAGCUCCUUAUUUUCGCGGCAUUAUCUUAGUCUGUGGUGAUUUAUAUUUGUAAUAAUAUGGUUGUUGGCCCUUUCAUUUAUCAUUGUAAGAUGUCCGUCCAUAGAAUUAACUUACCAUUUUCUAAUUAAAAGUUUUCAAUAGUUCGCUAGUUUAAAGUCUAAAAUUCUAUUCUAAUUAUAUUAUUUACUUCUCGCAUCCCAGUUCCCAGGGUGAUCAGAAGUUUAAGUUCUUCGAUAUCAGUAUAAAUAAGUUGUCUUACUAAUUUUGAAAAUAACGUUGUGUAGGGUUUCGUAAUAAAUUCUAUAUAAAUAGGGCCAAACAACCAACCCAAUCUGUUGAUCUAGGAACCAGCGGUAGACUGCAGAAUUAUGUUCUAUGGCUCUUAUUUAGUUAAUACAAUCUAGUCUGAACACGCUAGCUGCAUCGCUUUCGGUAUUGAGCCAUACCAACCAUAAACUCCAGACGUGUCAAACUUGAUGAUCGAUGUGAAGUUUUCGCGUAUUGCAUAGAGCAAAUUGUCUAUCGUGCGAGGUUAACUCCGCUUUAUAUAAAUAAGCUAUAUUCACACCGUUCAAAAAGUUUGACAAGGCCAUUUGAAUAAUAUAACAUUACUUUCGAUCCAAAAGCGAUAUAGUUAGUUUUAUUUGUAAGCUUAAAAUAUAUUAAGUUUUGUAAGCAUUUAAGUUGUAACAUGUACUUUUAAGGUACUUAUUGAAAAUCCAAUGGAUUUUAUAUUAACAAGGAGACUGGUAUGUACUUUAUGGUAACUACAGAUAUGGUCUAAAGUUGUAUAUGUAUUUACAUUCCCCUCAUAUUAUGUACUCCAUGUGUGUACAGAGUGUUAAAAUAAAAACCAAUACAGUAUUGA
Messenger RNA from Pieris rapae (cabbage white), 4295 nucleotides. Its product is annotated as protein goliath-like. Lineage: Eukaryota; Metazoa; Arthropoda; Insecta; Lepidoptera; Pieridae. The record is from RefSeq and is a predicted model, not a curated record. The transcript is spliced from 12 exons. Bases 549 to 1886 code for a protein of 445 amino acids.